Molecule: messenger RNA, 6542 nt
Organism: Malaclemys terrapin pileata
Lineage: Eukaryota; Metazoa; Chordata; Testudines; Emydidae
Gene: RIC1
Product: RIC1 homolog, RAB6A GEF complex partner 1
Exons: 26
Coding region: 470-4732 (1420 amino acids)
Biological process (GO): retrograde transport, endosome to Golgi; intracellular protein transport
Cellular component (GO): Ric1-Rgp1 guanyl-nucleotide exchange factor complex; Golgi membrane; cytosol
Molecular function (GO): protein binding
Source: RefSeq, a predicted model, not a curated record
GGCGCCGGAGGGAGCCAUGGAGGCGGCCGUAGGGGCGGCCGGCGCGCGAGGAGGUUGGCGAUUGGAGCCGGCGCCGCCGCUGCAGCAGACCCCGCUAUCCCGGCGCUCGGAGCAGUAAUCGCCGCCGUGUCCCGGAGACCCUGGCCCGGAUCGAGCCCCCUGCCCCGACCCCUGCCCACCACCUCCAGCUUCCAGGACCCUACUGAGCCCCGCCGGCCUGGCCCGAACCCUUCCUCCCUAGUGCCCCCUUGAGCUGCCUGGGGCGGCAGCUGGAGGCGCUCCGGAGUCCCGGCGGCUGGCGCCGUUAGUAUGCCCGCCUUCCCCGCUGCCCCCCGGGUGCGUUCCCCCUGCGGCUCGCGAAUCGGGACGCGGCAGGGAGUUUGAGCGGCGUCGUCCGGGCUGGUGCCGGCCCGGCCCAGUGCGUACUGCGCCCCCUCGUCCCCCCGCGGAAAGAGGGGCGUCUCCGGCCAUGUAUUUCCUGAGCGGCUGGCCCAAGAGGCUGCGGUGCCCUCUGGAGACCCUGGAGCAGCCGCUGCACAUCCAGACGGACCCCCAGAGGGCUUUCUUCGCAGUGCUGGCCCCGUCCCAGCUCAGCAUCUGGUAUAGCAGGCCCAGUGUAUUAAUUGUAAGCUACAAGGAACUAUCAAAACCAGCUUCUCAGUUUGGACCCUAUAAGCAAGCAGAAUGGAGGCCUGACAGCACCAUGAUAGCUGUUUCAACUGCAAAUGGAUACAUCUUAUUUUUUGAUAUUCCAUCCUCAAGGGACAAGUAUCUUUAUGAGCCUGUGUAUUCCAAAGGAAGCCCACAUGUGAAGGGGACACCACGUUAUAAGGAAGAGCAAUGUGCUCCUUCGUUAAAUCUAGAGAUGAAGAAAGUGCUGGAUUUGCAAGCAUCGAUCACCAGUUUGCAGUCCAUGCUGGAGGACCUACUGGUUGCUACUGCUGAUGGAUUGCUCCACCUUAUUCACUGGGAUGGCAUGACAAAUGGAAGGAAAGCCAUCAACCUAUCUACAGUACCAUUUUCUGUAGACCUGCAGUCUUCUCGAGCAGGUUCAUUCUCGGGCUUUGAAGAUAUACACAUUAGAGAUAUGGAAUAUUGUGCCACACUUGAUGGGUUUGCUGCUGUUUUUAAUGAUGGCAGAGUUGGUUUCAUUACCCCAAUAUCAAGUAGAUUCACGGCUGAGCAGCUCCGUGGUGUUUGGGCACAAGAUGUUUUUGAUGGAACUUGUGUGGCAGUAAAUAACAAAUACAGAUUAAUGGCAUUUGGAUGUGCUAAUGGCUCUGUGCAAGUUUAUACAAUAGAUAACUCCACAGGAGCCAUGCAGUUGUCUCAUAAGUUGGAGCUGACACCAAAACAGUAUCCUGAUAUUUGGAACAAAACAGGACCUGUAAAACUGAUGAGGUGGUCUCCUGAUAACUGUGUUGUUAUGGUUACGUGGGAAUGUGGAGGCUUGUCCUUAUGGAGCGUUUUUGGUGCCCAGCUUAUCUGUACUUUGGGAGGAGAUUUUGCUUAUCGGUCUGAUGGUACCAAAAAAGACCCUCUAAAAAUCAGCUCUAUGAGCUGGGGUUCAGAAGGCUAUCACCUAUGGGUGAUCGAUGGGAAUUGUUCUCUGAAUGCAGGGUGUGAUAUAGAUACCAAGAACGAAGCUCAUCAACUUGGUAUUCUGCAAUUUCAGUUCAUCAAGAGUGCACUCACUGCUAACACUUGCAUGAGUAACCAGGAGCAGGUCCUCCUGCAAGGAGAAGAUCGCUUGUAUUUGAACUGUGGGGAUGCAACACAGGCCCAGAAUCCCAGAAGUGCUUCAGCACACUCUGAUCAUAAGCCCAUCAGGGAAAGGGGCCCAUUUUUGGAGGGCAGUUUAGAUUCUCAGGGUUUAAGCACUUUAUUAGGACACAGGCAUUGGCAUGUUGUACAGAUUCACAGUACAUAUCUAGAGAGCAACUGGCCUAUAAGGUUUUCAGCCAUUGACAAGCUGGGGCAGAAUGUAGCUGUUGUUGGCAAGUUUGGUUUUGCACAUUAUUCUUUACUCACCAAAAAAUGGAAGUUGUUUGGGAACAUUACCCAGGAGCAAAAUAUGAUUGUAACAGGUGGCAUAGCCUGGUGGAAUGAUUUCAUUGUUCUUGCAUGUUAUAAUUUAAGUGACCGCCAAGAAGAGCUAAGAAUCUACCUGCGAACAUCCAAUCUGGACAAUGCAUUUGCACAUGUCACCAAAGUGCAGGCAGAAACAUUACUACUCAGUGUCUUCCGGGAUAUAGUAAUAUUGUUUAGAGCAGAUUGUUCUAUUUGCCUUUAUAGUAUUGAAAGACAACCUGAUGGUCCUAACCCUACUGCCAGUAUUCAAGUUCUUCAGGAGGUAUCCAUGUCUCGUUACAUUCCUCAUCCUUUCCUUGUUGUUUCUGUAACUCUGACAUCGGUGAGAACAGAGACUGGCAUCAACUUGAAAAUGCCACAGCAGGCCUGUGAGGCAGAAAGCAUUAUGUUAAACUUAGCAGGACAACUCAUCAUGGUACAAAGGGAUCGGUCUGGCCCCCAGAUACGAGAGAAGGACAGCAGUCCUAACCAAAGGAAACUUCUGCCUUUUUGUGCUCCAGUUGUGCUAGCCCAGUCGGUUGAAAAUGUUUGGACUACCUGUAGGGCAAACAAACAAAAGCGCCACUUACUGGAGGCACUCUGGCUCAGCUGUGGUGGGUCAGGUAUGAAAGUCUGGCUUCCUUUGUUUCCCAGGGAUCACCGCAAACCACAUUCUUUUUUGUCAAGACGGAUCAUGCUGCCUUUCCACAUCAACAUAUACCCCUUGGCUGUUCUGUUUGAAGAUGCCUUGGUUCUUGGUGCUGUCAAUGACACUGUACUCUACGACUGUUUAUACACUCACAGCAGUGCUAGACAACAUUUGGAGGUCCUCUUUCCUUUCUGUAUUGUUGAGAGAACCUCUCAGAUCUACCUCCAUCACAUUUUGCGCCAGCUUUUGGUGAGGAACCUAGGAGAGCAAGCCUUGCUUUUGGCCCAGUCCUGUGCCACAUUACCUUACUUUCCUCAUGUGCUAGAACUGAUGCUUCAUGAAGUGCUGGAAGAAGAAGCUACCUCGCGGGAGCCCAUUCCCGACCCUCUGCUUCCCACUGUGGCUAAGUUCAUUACAGAGUUCCCCCUUUUCCUGCAGACAGUUGUUCAUUGUGCUAGGAAGACAGAAUAUGCCCUGUGGAAUUACCUUUUUGCUGCUGUUGGAAACCCAAAAGACUUAUUUGAGGAGUGCUUAAUGGCCCAGGACUUAGACACAGCUGCCUCUUACCUUAUUAUCCUACAGAACAUGGAGGUUCCAGCAGUUAGUAGGCAGCAUGCCACUCUUCUGUUCAACACUGCCCUGGAGCAGGGAAAGUGGGACCUUUGUCGUCACAUGAUCAGAUUUCUUAAAGCCAUUGGUUCUGGUGAAUCAGAGACUCCGCCACCAACACCCACAACUCAGGAACCCAGCUCAACUGGUGGCUUUGAGUUCUUCAGACAUCGCAGCAUUAGUUUAUCUCAAUCAGCAGAGAAUCUUCCUGCUAACAAAUUUAAUCUACAGAAAACACUGAGCAUGCCUUCUGGUCCAUCUGGGAAAAGGUGGAGUAAAGACAGUGACUGUGCUGAGAAUAUGUACAUUGAUAUGAUGCUCUGGCGUCAUGCUCGACGCUUGCUGGAGGAAAUCAGGCUUAAAGACCUUGGAUGCUUCGCUGCACAACUAGGCUUUGAGCUGAUUGGUUGGCUGUGUAAGGAGCGAGCCCGAGCUGCCCGUGUGGAGGAUUUUGUGAUUGCCUUGAAGAGACUACACAAAGACUUUCUCUGGCCAUUUCCAGUCAUACCAGCUUGCUCUGUUAAUUCACCUUUCAAGAAUGGAAAGUACAAGACAGCUGUUGGAGAGCAGCUGCUCAAGUCCCAGUCUGCAGACAGCUUUUUAAAUGUGGAAAUGGACACGGGGGUCUCAAGUGCACCUCAGAGUCACAGCUGGCUUAGCACCAUCAAUUCCUCCCAGAGAGAAAUGGACACACUUUCAUCCCAUGGACCUCACAUGCAAGAUGCAUUCCUCUCUCCUUUAUUAAAUAAAGGUGAUGAAUGCAGCAUUGGUUCAGCAACAGACCUGACAGAAACAAGUUCUAUUGUGGAUGGUGACUGGACCAUGGUGGAUGAAAACAUCUCCACUCUAAGUUUAACACAGUCAGAGCUGGAACAUCUUUCUCUGGAAUUGGCUAGUAAAGGGCCACACAAGUCACAGGUCCAACUACGGUAUUUGCUACACAUCUUCAUGGAAGCAGGAUGUCUGGACUGGUGCAUUAUCAUAGGCCUUAUUCUCAGAGAAUCUUCAAUAAUCAACCAGGUUUUUAUCAUAAUGCAGUCCUCUGAUGCCGAUGGAGAGAUCUGGCAGAAUAUCAAGACUGGGCUACAUGCUGUAGACAGAUGGGCUUCCACAGAUUGCCCUGGGUACAAGCCAUUUUUAAAUGUCAUCAAGCCACAGCUCCAGAAACUAAGUGAGAUAUCAGAAGAGCAAGUGCAGCCUGAAGCUUUUCAACCAGUGAACCCUUGUAAGGUUACUGAACAAGCCAGCCCAAGGGCAGAGGAAAGCCGGAGUUUGACCUGCCAUAGCACUAGCCCUCAGAGUGAUAGUGGAAGUAGCAGUGUGAGUCGACAUGAAGAGGACAUGUCUGGGGCAGAGGAGGAGGAUCCUCUCCAGGAAGGCAGUUAUGACUGCACCGUAUCCUAACAUGAUUUUAGCUAUUAAUGAUAGCACAGCUGGCAGAUAAGUACACAAAUUAUCAGGAUUGUAAGGAAGCAAACCAGCUUUCAGACAUGCUUCCCUGGGUUGGAUUUUAAUGUUUGAUUUCUACAAGCAUUGAAUAGAGAAUGUCAAAUCCAUGGAUGAAUAUAAGGUGACCUCCAAUAAGCAGCUCAACCUUUCAGUUUUAAAACACCUACAAUUGAAACCAAGAGAAUAGUUAUGUAAAAAGAUUUGGUUUUAUUGUGACUAAGACUUGUUCUUCCUCUGUCCUCCUCUAAAUUGAGCUUCCUCUCUGGUACUGGAUAUUGAUUGCAGAAGGACCGCAAUAGGCAUCAAUGCAGUUUAUUUUAACAUCCAUUUCAUGGGUCCCUUUGCCAUAUGCGUCACCUAAUUUGAACAUCUCCUAUAUAAUGAGAGAAAGCAAGAGAUGACUACACCAUUUUAUAAUCCUCCCCACCUUGCCUGUUUUUCCUGUCACUUAAAAAUAUGAAUUGUAAGACGAAGCUAGUUAGAAAGUUAUGGCCUGAGUCAACUGGGAUCUAAGUGUUUAAUAGAUUAUGCUAUUUGAUAUCACUAAAUAUUUUGUAUUAAAGAAUUGUAAAGUGUAUGUUUUUGUGAAUAUUCUUGUAUAAAUAUUCUCAAGGGUGUGCUGUUCAUGCUCUUGGAGUUGUACCAUAUUUGAAGGUACCGGUGUAUUUUGCAUGGUUAUAACUAACUGGUAAAAUUAAAGCAGAGUUGCACUUCCUUCUGGAUGUGGCAUACUUUUACUCUGCCCUAUCAUUAGAGUAACAUUUUAAAAGUGGCUUGGUUUUUACACUUGGCCACUCUGACCUACAAUUAAUUUUAAGAUUACUGAACGUUUAUUUAUUUCAUGUGUAAAUUCCUUUCACAAGAAUGGAUUUUUUUAUAUAAAUAGAAUCACUUAUGUACUGUUACUAAAAUUUAAUAUGUAAGCAGUGCAUACUUACUUUUUUUCAACAUUUUAUAAUGUGUAUACCUGUAAUUAAAUAUAAGAUUUUAUUUUAACUUUCGGACACUGUUCUGAAAAGCUGGCUGCAGAAGUCUCAUAGCUGCUUUGAGGUGCUUAUUUUCCUAGCUGCUGUCUCCCAAUAUAUGUAAUAUUAAAUACCUGUAACAGUAUUAAUUUAGAUAUUAGCUUGUUUGUACUGUGCAAUCUGAACAAAAUAAUGCAACAUUGCUUAUUUUAUACAAAAUCCCACUGGCUUAUUUUUAUAACAUCAUUGUAUUGAUUUUUUACAAUGUGGUAGUUACAGCAUAGUCUCCCUCUGCUGUUAUUCCCAUUCAGAUUCUGAAAAUAAAACCUGACCUGUCUUAAGUGUGAAGAAUAUUCACAAGGGUGAAAUAAGUGGCUGGUUGCACUUGCUUAUUUAUGUUUUAAAGAGUUUAAUGGUGUCUGCUGUAGGUGUAAUUUUAUUGAUUGUCUUACAUGCAGCAAAACUUCAAAUCCUGUUUUGAUUAAGUUAAUCUACAGUAGUAUAGCUAUGGGGGACAGAUCCUGCCUAGUAAAUAAAGCACACUAAUGUCAGUUAUCUGAAGUAUAUUCUUCCAUCCAAAUUAGGGGACUUGAACAAUGAAACAGUUGUAUUAAGCUUUUGGUGAACUGACUUUUAAAUCUAUAACUGGGUUAAAAGAAUACAGUUAACUUAAACUUGGUAUAGAAAAAAAUAAUUUUGUGAGCAUGGCUAGACAACAAAAAUCAAAUGAAAGCAGGCCUUAAGAACUUAGUUUGGGUUUUAAAUGCUAUAAGUAAAAGUCUGACUUUGUCAUUUGUGUA